This is a messenger RNA of Echinops telfairi (small Madagascar hedgehog), 1767 nucleotides long. RefSeq names its product pantothenate kinase 2 (gene PANK2). Gene Ontology annotation, molecular function: pantothenate kinase activity; ATP binding. The transcript is spliced from 9 exons. Gene Ontology annotation, cellular component: nucleus; cytosol. The coding region runs from base 1 to 1293 and encodes 430 amino acids. The record is from RefSeq and is a predicted model, not a curated record. Gene Ontology annotation, biological process: coenzyme A biosynthetic process. Lineage: Eukaryota; Metazoa; Chordata; Mammalia; Afrosoricida; Tenrecidae.
AUGAACACGUUGGCGCAACGGAAGAGGCGGCCGACGGAGGGUGUGCCUCUGCUCCGGCUGGGUUACCGCGGAGGAGACGACGAGGACGUGUCCGGGCCCUCGGAGGGGGCCUCGGCGGAGGGCGUCAGGCGCGACCGGCAUGGCUCCUACAGUGGCCCCACCUCGGUUUCCCGGCAGCGCGUCGAAAGCGUAAAGAAGAACCGGCCGCUUUUUCCGUGGUUUGGCUUGGAUAUUGGUGGGACCUUGGUCAAGCUGGUUUAUUUUGAACCCAAAGACAUCACCGCUGAAGAAGAGGAGGAAGAAGUAGAAAGUCUGAAAAGCAUUCGAAAGUACCUGACCUCCCAUGUGGCUUACGGGUCCACGGGCAUCCGGGACGUGCACCUCGAGCUGAAGGAUCUGACUCUGUGUGGACGCAAAGGCAAUCUGCACUUUAUACGCUUUCCCACUCAUGACAUGCCUGCUUUUAUUCAAAUGGGCAGAGAUAAAAACUUCUCAAGUCUCCACACUGUCUUUUGUGCCACUGGAGGUGGAGCUUACAAAUUUGAGCAGGAUUUUCUCACAAUAGGUGAUCUUCAGCUUCACAAACUUGAUGAACUAGAUUGCUUAAUAAAAGGAAUUUUAUAUAUUGACUCAGUUGGAUUCAAUGGACGAUCACAGUGCUAUUACUUUGAAAAUCCUGCUGAUUCUGAGAAAUGUCAGAAGUUACCAUUUGAUUUGAAAAAUCCAUACCCUCUGCUUCUGGUGAACAUUGGCUCUGGGGUUAGCAUCCUAGCAGUGUAUUCCAAAGAUAAUUAUAAGCGGGUUACAGGUACCAGUCUUGGAGGAGGAACCUUCUUUGGUCUCUGCUGUCUUCUUACUGGUUGUACCACUUUUGAAGAAGCUCUUGAAAUGGCAUCUCGUGGAGAUAGCACCAAGGUGGAUAAACUGGUGCGAGACAUUUAUGGAGGGGACUAUGAGAGAUUUGGACUACCAGGCUGGGCUGUGGCUUCAAGCUUUGGAAACAUGAUGAGCAAGGAGAAGCGGGAGGCCGUCAGUAAGGAGGACCUCGCCAGAGCAACUCUGAUCACCAUCACCAACAACAUUGGCUCCAUAGCAAGAAUGUGUGCCCUUAAUGAAAACAUUAACCAGGUGGUAUUUGUUGGAAAUUUCUUGAGGAUUAAUACGAUCGCCAUGCGACUUUUGGCAUAUGCUUUGGAUUACUGGUCCAAGGGGCAGUUGAAAGCCCUUUUUUCAGAACACGAGGGUUACUUUGGAGCAGUUGGAGCACUCCUUGAGCUGUUGAAGAUCCCCUGAUCAUUACCUGGAGAGAGCCAUCUGGAACCUUCCACACUGGGAUCUGUGGACUUAAGUUUUCUAAGAGACAUUCAUUUUUAUGACUGUACACUAACUGAAUCAGAUCAAGAAGGACAAGUGUAUUUUUCUAAGUCAUCAAGAUAAUUCAGUCUAAACUAGUCACCACUAAGGAUGUAUUAAAAAAAAGAAAGGACAGAUGAUGAUCCAUGUCCAUUGCAGUGAGGACUGGCUGACUUGGGUCUUUCUAAAGAAUAUCCCCCCAGACGUGCUGGGUGGUUUCCACAUCUCAGCAGAAUGCACUGGAGACACCAGGCCAGAGCUGGUCUGGGUUCCUUCAGCUGCCUGUGGGGGUGGGGGUAGGGGUGGUGGGGGAUCCCUCUGUUUGAACUGGCUACAAGCACAACAGGCUUCCAGGUGUUUUAAUCUAAUUACAGUUGUGUCAUGCUGACCUUGGAGGUCAGUACUUGUGUCAAA